Messenger RNA from Colletotrichum truncatum, 1632 nucleotides. NCBI's taxonomy places the organism in Eukaryota, Fungi, Ascomycota, Sordariomycetes, Glomerellales, Glomerellaceae. The record is from RefSeq and is a predicted model, not a curated record.
AUGGCGGCGACAGUCCCUGGUGCCUCGAUAUUAGGCCUUCCAAAGGAGAAGAAGCAAAAGUUCAACAGGGUAUUGGGACUGCAGCCGGAGCAGAACGAGAAGGAGCUUUACGCCAUCUUCAGAGCAGACUCGUUAUCCCGAUUCUAUGUACCAGCCGUUAUGAUGGGACACAACUCGCCGCCACCUCCGUCUUCGCGUACAGUGCAUAUCUUGGGCCAGGAUGAAAAGUCGAAGUUCCUAUCGCAUGCUCUACACGGUAUAUACGACUCGGUGAAAUCGCUCAACAUACCUCAAAACACACCUUAUCAAAACAUUUCGGGAAAUAUGGGAGCAAGAAAACAUGAUGGGGCCUGGAUCGAAGCGAACGAAACGAUUAAGGAGGGCCUCGAAUCAACUGAUGACGAUGGACAUAUCAGCAACUUGGUGGUAGGCGGGAGACCCAGCCAGGCCAUUAAGUUGCUUGAGAAAGUGAAGCACCGUGUAGACGAUCGGACAGCUAUAUGUUAUAUGCACGACGGGCUAGGAGUAGCUGAGGCGGUGAACAACAGAGUCUUUACGGACGCAGAGAAACGACCGUCGAUUGUUCUCGGGCACAUGAGCCACUCGUUGGCCUAUAACAGAAAGACAAAAUCGGUUCGAGUAAUGUCGCCAGAAUAUACAACCGCGCUGACCGGCGUACGACCUUUCCUGGGCAAGACCAAAGAGAAAGAGCUUUCUACGGAUACGUGGCUGCGUACGCAGGGCAUGCUCGAAAAGUUCGCUGCCUCCGACAUGCUCAAAGCCAAGGGCGUGCAACUUGAUAGCUGGAUGAAGCUCAAGAUUCCUUCGCUCAUGUUUUCAUCGGUCAUCGACCCAAUCUGCGUCCUGUUGGACGCACGCUACAAAGAAGUACUCUACAACCCGACGGCGAAUAAGUUGAUUGACCAGCUGCUGUCCGAGAUUGCCGACGUCGUAGGUCGUAUGCCUGAGGUGAAGCAUUCACCAGAGCUACAAAACAUGCUGCGGAGCGGGGGUAUGCGGAGACAGAUUAUGGGUAAGCUCAGAGGCAAAGGAGAUGCGCCGAGCAAGAUGGCAUUGCAGAUCCAGCGAGGGAUGUUGACAGAUAUUGACUAUCUUAAUGGAUUCUUCAUUGAGAGAGGGGGCAGGCUAGGUAUGAAGCUGCCGGCGAAUGAGAUGGUUGUCGGUAUGGUUAAAGCGAAGCACAAGGCGCAACUGGAUAAAACCCGGUCUUUCAUUCCAAUGGAAAUCCGCAAGGCUCGCCUUGAGCAGCUCAAGGCGCAGGGCGGGGCGGGAGGCAGCUCCGCAGGAGGCUCGAACCAGAAGCAGGCCGAGCAGCAGCAGCAGCGACAACAACAAGAAGCCGAAGCCAGGCAACAGAUUCUCAACCAGAUCCUGCACCCGGAGGCGGCGGACCGCCUGGGCCGUAUUCGCCUCGUUAAGGAGCAGCGCGCACAAGAUGUCGAGAACCGACUCAUCAUGCUCGCUCAGUCCGGCCAGCUGCGCAGCAAGGUCACCGAAGCCCAGCUGAAGGAGCUGCUCGCCGCCGUCGCCGAGAACAAGGAAGAGGAGAAGAUUGUCGUCAGCCGGCGCAAGGGCUGGGAUGAUGACGACGAUGACUUGUUGGACUUGUAA